This is a messenger RNA of Octopus sinensis (East Asian common octopus), 777 nucleotides long. RefSeq lists its product as uncharacterized. Lineage: Eukaryota; Metazoa; Mollusca; Cephalopoda; Octopoda; Octopodidae. The transcript has 4 exons. The record is from RefSeq and is a predicted model, not a curated record. Gene Ontology annotation, biological process: sleep; regulation of synaptic transmission, cholinergic; positive regulation of voltage-gated potassium channel activity. The coding region runs from base 237 to 707 and encodes 156 amino acids.
AAAGAUAAUCUAUUGUGAACUUUGUACCAAACCCGCACUAUACAACAUAGCAGACCCCACCAACUCUUUGCAAGCCUGUUGUCUUUCAGUGAAUUUAUCAAUCACAGUAUAGUAGGUGGUGGUGGUGGUGGAAGGAAUAUAAUCACUGUGUGGUUCUGUCACAGCUUUCAAACAAAACACAAGCAACACACACAGACACACAAACAGACAUAGUUGUGAUUUUAUAUACUUCCUUCAUGGAUGUGAGAACUUCCUCGACCUUAUGGCUUCUCUUCCUCACCACACAAUGUGCCACAGCACUGCUCUGCUACCAAUGUCAAAGCAAUUUCACUCACUCAGACUGCGAAAAUAAUCUUAAACUAAAAGAAUUUGUAGUGAAUUGUAAGGAUUCCUACUGUGCUGUGGAGAGCCUAUAUAUUGAUGGUAAAACAAACAUAUUCAGCAGACACUGUAGCAAUGGAAGCAUGACAAUUGCUAACAAUCCCAAGAUGAAGCACCUUAAUGCUGAGACCAACAUCACUGUGUAUGCACGCAGAAAGGGAGCAGUGGUUGCUGCUUCCAUCUGCAACAAAGACUACUGCAAUGGCCCAGCAAACACCUCCCCAAAACUACGUCUACAAUUUUCCCUUAUUAUUCUCUCUAUUUCUCUCUUCUACACUUUUCUUUCAUUCGCUUCAUUUAACACUUUAAACAGUCAUCACAAUUAAUUGUAUUGCCACCUGUGUGUUUGUUUGUGUGUGUGUGUGUAUAGGUAGAUAGAUAGAUAGACAAAUAGAU